Messenger RNA from Panicum hallii, 2028 nucleotides. Its product is annotated as polyol transporter 5-like. Lineage: Eukaryota; Viridiplantae; Streptophyta; Magnoliopsida; Poales; Poaceae. The transcript is spliced from 3 exons. Gene Ontology annotation, biological process: transmembrane transport. Gene Ontology annotation, cellular component: membrane. The coding region runs from base 344 to 1822 and encodes 492 amino acids. The record is from RefSeq and is a predicted model, not a curated record. Gene Ontology annotation, molecular function: myo-inositol:proton symporter activity.
CCAAUAGACCUAUAGUUGGAGGGGAGGGCGCUCAGGCUGGCAAUGCAAACCUGAGCUAGAGGCCGUGCGUGUCGCGCCGCGUCCAGCCUCUCGUUGCGCCGGCUCGCGCGCGCCACGAUAUUCUCAUUGGGCUCCGACGCCAUGCCGUGGCGCCUUGUGCUUAUAUAGCUGUCAAUCUGUGCGCUGCGAGAAGACCCCGCGCGUGUCAUCCAGCCUCUUCUCGAUCGAGGAGAAAUAAGGGAGAUUAAAUAGUAAAUCCGGCGGCAGAGCCACCUCUUGCUACGCAAUUCCAGCUAGCUAGGUAGCAAGCAGCGGCCUGCAGGCUAGCCGGCUGGCCGCGACGAUGAAGAAGGAGGAGGACCUCGAGUCGCCGCUGCUGUCCGACGGCGAGCCGGCGCCGGCCGACACCAAGGGCUGCGCGUACGCGCUCGUCUGCGCGCUCCUCGCCUCCCUCACCUCCAUCAUCUACGGCUACAACCGCGGCGUGAUGAGCGGGGCGCAGAAGUUCGUGCAGGCGGACCUGGGCGUCACGGACGGGCAGCUGGAGGUGCUCAUCGGCGCCACCAGCGUGUACUCCCUCGUCGGCUCGCUGGCGGCGGGGUGGACCUGCGACCGCGCGGGCCGGCGCCGCGCCGUCGCGCUGGCCGCGGCCAUGUUCCUGGCUGGCUCCGCCGCCACCGCCGCCGCCAACGGGUACGCCGCGCUCAUGGCGGGGCAGCUCGUCGCCGGCGUCGCCUGCGGGUUCGGCCUCGUCGUCGCGCCCGUCUACAUCGCAGAGAUCGCGCCGGCGAGCUCGCGCGGGUUCCUCUCCUCCAUCCCCGAGAUCGCCGGCAACUCGGGCAUCCUGCUCAGCUACAUCGCCGACUUCGCGCUGGCGGACCUCCCCACGACGCUCAACUGGCGCCUCAUGAUCGGCAUCGGCGCCGUCCCGCCGCUGUUCCUCGCGGCCGCCGCGGUGCUGGCCAUGCCGGAGACCCCGCGCUGGCUGGUCCUCCACGGCCGCCACGACGAGGCCCGGCGCGUGCUCGCGCGGACCGCGGGGGACGCCGACCGCCGGCUCCGGGAGAUCGCGGCCUCCGUCCGGGAGGCGUCCAAGGGCGGCGCCGGCGGCGAGGGCGUGUGGCGCGAGCUCCUGCUCCGCCCCACGCCGGCCGUGCGGCGCGUGAUGCUCGCCAUCCUCGGCCUGCAGGUGUUCCAGCAGGCGUGCGGCGUGGCGGCGAUGGUCCUGUACGCGCCGCGGGUGUUCAGCCACGUCGGCAUCACCUCCGACCGCGCGGUGCUCGGCGCCACGGUCCUCCUCGGCGCCGCCAAGACGGUGGCCAUCGUGGUUCCGCUCUUCCUCACCGACCGCCUCGGCCGCCGCCCGAUGCUGCUCGCCAGCGCGGCGGGCAUGGCCGCGUCGCUCCUGGUCCUCGGCCUCUCGGUGCGCGCGCCGCCGGCGGCGGCGUCGUACUCGUGGUGGGCGGCGGCGACGUGCGUGGCGGCGGCGGCGGCGUUCAUGGCGACGUUCUCGCUGGGGUUCGGGCCGGUGAUCUCGAUGUACGGGUCGGAGAUCCUGCCGCUGCGGCUGCGCGCGCAGGGCACCGGCAUCGGGACGGCGAUCAACCGGGUGAUGAGCGCGGUGGUGGGGAUGACCUUCAUCUCGAUGUACGAGGCUGUCGGCAUGGCCGGGACCUUCUACAUCUUCGCGGCGUUCUCGGCGGCGGCGUGGGUGUUCGUCUACGCGUGCCUGCCGGAGACAAAAGGGAGGAGCCUCGAGGAGAUGGAGGCGCUCUUCGACGCCGGUGCCAACAAGCCCUCGCCACGGGCGACGCUGUCGUGAUUUAGAGUUCUAGACAGAGACAAGAGGCAGCGAGUACUACGUAAGGAUGUAAGAUUGGUUAACCGAAAGGUUAGGGGUUGGCUAGUAUAAUUGCUACUAGUACAGUACACUAUUUUUGUUUUGUUGAUGUGUAAUUUUGCAAUUUUGAUUGGGAAUGAUAUAUCGGUUCUUGCUGCUGCUCUGACACAGAGAACUGUUUGGAAUGA